This is a messenger RNA of Zophobas morio, 1597 nucleotides long. RefSeq lists its product as uncharacterized. The record is from RefSeq and is a predicted model, not a curated record. NCBI's taxonomy places the organism in Eukaryota, Metazoa, Arthropoda, Insecta, Coleoptera, Tenebrionidae. Bases 321 to 1562 code for a protein of 413 amino acids. The transcript has 2 exons.
ACAAAAUGAAGGAGGCAUUUACAAUUCAAACAGUAAAAAGAUGUUUAGCUCAAGCCCUACUGUAGAUGAACUGCCGCGACCCCAAAACUUCCGGACUCGCGGCUUCGGGGGUUUCUCUAAGCGUAGAGGAGAAGUUAGCGGCAAAAAUUGGGAGGCGAACGGUGAUAGUACCUUAGCAGGCGUCUCCGGGGUGACCCAGCCUUGGCAGGACAGCGUCAGAGAAGACGAUCAAUGGAAUAAGGCUAAAGGUGCCAGUGACUAUAGCCUUAGACAAAUAACGAAAGAUAAUUCGGAAGGACGAGUAGAUAGCGAUAAUAAUUAUGAAGGCAAAAAGUCUUAUAACGGGAUUGGUGACUAUAGACAAAAAGGGCGCGGGUAAUAAUUUUCAACGUAAGUUUACACCCCCCAAUUACGACGAUGCCGCUUUCAACUUGAGCGACAACGGGGAGGAUUGCCGAGAUCGUUACCGACGCAACAACUUUACACCUAGCUUCGGUGCUGAUUACAAAUGGAACGACAAUAAAAACGCUCGAGGGUCCCAAUACGGUCCCAAUAAUUACACUUUAGAGACAGGUCAUUAUGAUUCGAGCUGUAAUAUGGAAAGGAGCGAAAAAGAUUGCGCAAGUGAGUAUGGACGCCCAGUUUUUGUACCUGAUUCCGAUGAGAUCACUUGGGAUGGAAGCCAUACUAAUAAUUACAGACGCGAAGGUGCGGACCCUAGUUAUGACCAAAAUAAAAAGGAUCUCCCGAGCGACCGUAGGCGCGACAAGUAUGAAAAUGAUGGCGGUAGGCGCUGGAACGACGGAAAUGGUUUUAGGCAAUAUAACUAUGACUCUAAUUAUACAUCUCAAAAAGGCGGCUCAAAUUGGAAUUACGACAAGAAAGGCAAUAACAAUGGGUGCAGUCGUGACAGAAUGACACCUAUCGACUUAGAAGGUGAGGACUCUAGCUGGUACGACGGUAGAAAAGGUCGCUCGGGUUACGCACGUGAAAAGUUUCGGUCGGAGGCUGACCGCAAAGAGGAUGGUAGAAAGUGGGGUGGGGGUAAAAGUCACGUAAACUUUUGCAGCCCCAAUGAAUCGUGUGGACGUGGUCCAACUAAUUGGAAUGAAGGUAGAAGGGAUCAUGUUAACGAAUACAGGCGUAAUAAGUAUAUAACCAGCAAUGACGUUGAAGUAAGAGGAUGUGGAAGUAACGAUAACUCAGCUUCGGACAAGGGGAGUGACGACCACUAUCGUAAGGAAAUACUUACGCAAGAACGGAGGACUGGCGUUGAUGACCGGCAUAACAGCGGGUACGGCCAUGGGUACCGGCAUUUCGGAGCUGUAAAGUAUGAAGAACAGCAGUAUGACGACUACUACGUCGCAAAGCACGAGGGCUUUCCAAGUGGUGCAUACAAGCCCGCCACUCCCUCCAUUAGAAAAGACGGCCGAUAUAAACCGAGGCAUUCUCAAGAGAGGAGCUACCACAAAGGGCAGAACCCCCGAAAAGACGGAGCGUUCGUUGGAGAUGAAGUUGAGCACUGCAGCAGACCACCUCGUGAAAAGGACUGGCGGGAUUAGCGGUUGCGAGUUUUUCUUGCAAUUUGUUAAUAAAG